AUGCGUAGGCCUUAUUCUCUCCCUGGAAAGAGAAUAGAGAAGUGCGGCGAGGAGGGAGGCCUGAGGGUGAACGGUAAGGGCAAGAAGAUGAGGAAGCCCAGGACGAUAUACUCCAGCCUCCAGCUCCAGCAGCUCAACCGCAGGUUCCAAAGGACACAGUACCUCGCUCUGCCUGAGAGGGCGGAGCUAGCAGCCUCUCUAGGACUCACCCAGACACAGGCGUUCUGGAGGAAUCGUCGGCUAAUAGUCUGUGAGGAAGUAAACCGAGGACCAAAUAUACGAGCCGCGAACCUGACAGAAGACGACCUGGAUGAAGAUAUACAGCCAAAGAAGAACUGA
Nezara viridula (southern green stink bug) is the source of this 339-nucleotide messenger RNA. The record is from the annotation of a GenBank genome assembly. NCBI's taxonomy places the organism in Eukaryota, Metazoa, Arthropoda, Insecta, Hemiptera, Pentatomidae.